Chaetomium strumarium is the source of this 1333-nucleotide messenger RNA. RefSeq lists its product as uncharacterized. The coding region runs from base 1 to 903 and encodes 300 amino acids. NCBI's taxonomy places the organism in Eukaryota, Fungi, Ascomycota, Sordariomycetes, Sordariales, Chaetomiaceae. The record is from RefSeq and is a predicted model, not a curated record. The transcript is spliced from 4 exons.
AUGGCCGUGGCACUCUUGCCGUACUCGCCCCAGCACUACAACUCCCUUCCCCCCGUUCUGGAGGCUGGCCGCAAUGCGGAACCCUCCGGGGCGAUAGCCGCUCUGUGGUCCAUCGCACUGUGGGAUGCCGUCGGCGUCGUGGGACCUCAAUGCCUGCGAGACCCGGCCAUCUCCGAGCCGGAUGCUGUCGUCGAUACCGACGGUAGAGAUAGCUCGCCCGAGAACAUCACCUGGGCCCGUCUACCAUCAUCCACUGUUCCCGUGGUACAUGCAGAUUUCUCCGCGACGACGACCGUGAUGGGCAAAGCGCUUUCGGCGCUGACGGCCACUUACACACCACCAUCGACUUCACCCAGCUGGCCCGCUCCGAGCAGCUUGGAGGAAAAGGGCUGUGCAACCCGGGUCCGCAUCCGCAGCGAUCCACACAAGCGUCUGUUCAUGUUCAAGUGCAUCAUCGACUUCCGCACGUUCCUUGCUCAGGGCCGCCGCGGCGCAAUACCGAAGAGGAGGUGGCCGACGGCAGCUGGCACCGAUGGAACGUGUUCCCCCCUCUGGAGGGCGGAAUACCCGCUUGCGCUCGAGUUGACAGAGGUGUUUAGCCUGGGCCGGGUCCAUGUGGAUGCUCCUGUCCUCCGACAGCCCGCCAUGGACUUCGACGAGAUCGAGCACCCCAACGAUCUCACCCCUGAUUGGGACGGUGCCGAGGAUAUUCCGGAGUCGUGGAGGCAGAUGGUGGAUCGUUGUAUGGCAGACGAUCCGAACGAACGGCUCGACGUGAUGGAGGUGCUGCGCGUCUGGGAGAAGGCGUGGGAGGAUCAACUGGACUUGCCACGGAUCCCACAUUCUGGCAGCAGCCUGAAUGCACUUUCGUCACAAUCCAACUCAUCCAACGCAGGUUGGUAAGAGUCCCGCGAAGUCGUUCGUGCUGAGUAUAAACAGAUCCAUUCAUAAGUUCCUCGUCCCACGCCCCGCUUUGCACAUGCACCAACCAAACCCACAUGUCUAGAUAGUAAUACAGACCUCAAGCGCGCGCUUGCUUCGGAAGACUUCGGAAAGACACAUCCCAAAGGGGCGCUCUUUCUUUGGUCUCUCUAUAAGAGACUCUCAUACUUAUCCAACCCUGUCUUCUGGUUUUGGCUCUGGCCCUGCCCCAGCUGCUGGCCCAUCCCCCCCAUGCCCAUCAUGCUAUUCAUACUCGUACCAUUACCCACGCUCGUGCUCGUGCUCAUGGGCUUCAUCGCCGCCAUUCCCAUUCCCAUCCCCAUCCCCAUCCCCGUGCCGGACGCGGGAUUUGACCCAAUCGCAGCCAGGCUGCUAAGGCUAUUCAUGCCAC